Colletotrichum spaethianum is the source of this 2664-nucleotide messenger RNA. Its product is annotated as putative RNA-binding protein. Gene Ontology annotation, molecular function: RNA binding. The record is from RefSeq and is a predicted model, not a curated record. The transcript has 2 exons. Bases 1 to 2664 code for a protein of 887 amino acids. Lineage: Eukaryota; Fungi; Ascomycota; Sordariomycetes; Glomerellales; Glomerellaceae.
AUGCCCGAGCUAGAAGCCACCCCGGAGUUCGAGGCUACUGCUGCCGACCUCUCGCCCUACUGCCCGUCCCCCCUCCACUCCGCCGCUCCAACCGUUGUGCCUGCCCUCCAGGAUACUGCUGAUAUCCUUGAUGCAAUGUCGACGUCCGCCCAAACUAAUGGAGUCGCCUACGGUGGCGUAGACGCUCCCGCCCCCGCAGUUGCAUCCGUCCCGGCCGACUCGUAUGCCAUGGCCGACAACAGCGGCGCAAAUGGCGACGACGACGACGUCGACAGUCUGGAUGAUGCCUACGGAGAGGAGGACGAGACACACGCGGACAAGGUGCAGGAACAACAGGUGGAGCCAGACGCCGGCGAGGAUGACUAUCUCAAGAUCUUCGACUCCCCUCCUCGGGAUGCGGAUGAGGAUGGCGCUGAUCAGGAUGAUGUAUCAAAGGCACCAGAAUCCAUGCACAAUUCCGCCGCUUCUGAUUCUUUGACCAGCCCUUCUCAUGGGGCCCCUCCGCCUGUCGCUGAUUCCUCGUCGGCCCGCCCUGCUGCUGCAGACCAAUCCUCCUCCACCAAUCCCGCGCCUCCCACGACAGCUACCGCCCACCCAGGAGCUGAUUCGAGCGCGCCCAACUCGACUGCCAACGUCGCCUCGUCCAACGCACGCAAUGACAAUGCCCCCGAGGAUGAUCACGCCGCUGAUAUUUCUCGCCUCGUCGCCGAGAUGACUGGCCAGACGAGCGAGUCCAACGCAGGCCAAAGCCCUGCCGGCUCUACCCAGAACCAUGAUGCCCUGUCAUCCUCCAACUUGACCCCCUCCGCGUCUGCUACUCUUCCUCCCAGACCUCCAGUGCCCCAGCAGACGGCUCCCACCUUCCCUUCUGAAGACUAUCGAGGCUUUCAUCAGCAUAAUGGCGCCGCCCCCCAGGGCCCUUCCAACAUGAUCGCGCCGCCCACGCCAGGACAGCCAUCCACCUAUGUGUCUGCGGGUGCCCCAGGUGCCCCCGGCACCACGUCCGACGCCUUUGGCGGCCUCCCUCCCCCUCCCGCAACCGGUCUGAACGCGGCUGUCCCGAUCACAUCCAUGACUGCGCCUCCGUAUCCCAACCCUGCCGGCCAUGCAGCUAACCAGCCGGAUGAGUCUACUGACCGCCAGAAGCAUUGGGACACCUUUGUGAACGACGAGCGCCGGUACAUGGCGGACGCUAAGUGGGAUAGAUUCCCCGAUGGCUCACGCAUCUUUAUUGGUUCGCGCUCUCUCUCAUCAGGCAGACCCGACGGCGCCAUUGACUUCUUUUCAGGCAACUUGUCGAGCGAACGCGUCUCGAAACGGGAUGUCUUUGACAUCUUCCACAAGUACGGCCGCCUCGCCCAGAUCUCGCUCAAGUCGGCCUACGGUUUCGUCCAGUACCACAACCUGGAGGACGCCCAGGCUGCCAUGGACAAUCUGCAGGGCAUCGAGAUCAAGGGCCGCAAGAUUCAUCUUGAGAUCUCGCGCGCUCAGAAGAAGAAGGACGGCAGCGAACGCAAUCGUUCCCCGGACCGCGGGGGCCGCGGGGGCCGACAGGCAGGGCGUCAAGAUCGUCAGGACGCAGGCAGCUCGCACCACGACAACCGUCGCAACCGCGACGACUACAGGCCGGGUCGUAACUCCCCUCCGAGGCGGAACGGCGGUCACGCCCGAGAGGACAGCCACGGCCGGGAGCGCUAUCACUACGACGCCCACGACCGAUCGCGUGGCCGAUCCCGUUCUCCUUCGGGUUACGGCCGUCAGAAGGACGGUUACCGCAGACGCAGUCCCAGCCCGCCCGCUUUCAACCGAGCUUCUGCCGCUGAUGACCGCCUUGACAUCCCGCGUCGGUAUGGUAACCAGGUCCCCGAUGUCCAAUUCCUGCUCCUCCAGGAGCUCAGCCGCGACUUCAUUGCUUGGGUUGAGCGUGGCUUCACUGACCGAGGCUUGAAGGUGGAUGUUAUGUUCCUUCACCCCAGCUUUCCCCGUGAGGCAAUCAUUCAGAGACAGGUGAUUGAGGGCGUCCACGCCAUUGUGGACCUCGACGUGCACGCGCAAAAUAUGGGCAAGAUCCCGGUCCGAGUUUUUGACCGCUCUGGCGGUGUCAGUGCUCGGUAUGACGACUACCGUGACAUCGAUCCCCCUAUCGCGGCAGAACUGGUCCUCCGGGCCAAGUCGCAGGCAAUCCCGGCAGCUACCCCAUAUCAAAGUGCGCCGCCUCCCCAACCGCAGUAUCCAGGAUACGGUCAGCCGUACGGACAGCCUGUACCACCUCACACACCUACCUACCCCGGAAACCAAGGUCCUCCUCGUGGCCCGCCUCCUGCUCAGCAGCCCCCGGUCACCCCAGCGGAUCUUGCUAGCAUGAUGAGCGGUAUCGACAAUGCGACCCUCCAGCGGCUGUUAGCCAGCAUGAGCUCCCAAGGCGCUGGCCCGGCUGCUCCGAACAGCGCCGCCGGGGCUGCAAACGCUCAGUUUCAAGCCCUCAUGGGAGGCAUGCAGACGGCACCGCCUGCGGCACCGACCCAGCCUGCCUCGUACGGCGGACAGGCGUAUGCUCCCAAUGGCCCGCCGCCAACCAACGGCCACCCUGUGCCAGCCGGCACCGGUGAUUCAGCCGCGCAGGUUGAGAACAUCAUGGCACAGCUUGCCAGAUAUCGACAGUGA